CGGGGCUCCACACAAAGACGACAAGAGGGAGAAGAAGAAGAAGAAGAACAGAGUAGAGGAGGUAGAAGAAGAAGAAGCUUCCGGUCGCUGCGGCGCUUUCAUGUAUGAACAUAGAUCCGGUCUCCACCGAUAGAAGAGCAGCGCCGCGCCCGGGUCUCAGGCUCCAUGGCGAUGCAGCUGAGCGGAGCGACGACAGAAGAGUGGACGACGUCCAGAUGACACAGUCUGACUGUGCUGACUUAGCAGGAUGACCGGCUGACUGACCUCUCGUCCUUCCUCCCGUCGUUGCCCACCUGUCGUCCCUGCAGCCAUGUUGCUGAGGAGGAAGCUGUGCGUUGCUUUGGUGAUCGCCGCCAUCCUCUUCCUCAUGCUGGCCAGUCAGAGCAUCCAGAGGAGACACUUCCUGCCUCUGUCUUUGUCCCUGCCCACCUUCCAGGCCAUGCACGCCAGCCGGGACACAGUGGUUGACCUCAAAGCGCCUCUUGCUGACCUGAACCCGGACCCACCGGUGACACCCCCUCCUCCCAGAACCCCCCCGCCUAAGGACAAGGAGGAGCCUGCGGUCGACUCCCAGAAAGUCCCGAGGUCUUGUGGUUGUUCUGAGUCCUGUAUUUCAGAUCCCGGGGAGUCGCUCUGGUUCAGCCAGCACUAUGACGCGAAACAACAGCCUGUCCUCCGAGACGCCAACAACAACCUGGACCCUGAGGCGCUCAGAUGGUGGCUGGGUCUUCAACGGUCGGGUAACUCCCAAACUCUGGAGGAAGUGAUGUCAGAGAUGUUCAAGGUCAUUUCUUCACCCACCGUGGACUUCAAGCCCCUCCCCUCCCUCUGCCGUAGUUGUGCGGUGGUCGGCAACUCUGGCAACCUGCGACAGUCGGGACACGGCGACCUGAUCAACUCCCACAACUCCGUGAUCCGGAUGAACAAGGCAGUGACUCGAGGGUUUGAGAAAGAUGUCGGGAGUCGGACGACGCAUCACCUCCUGUACCCGGAGAGCGCGGUGGACAUGGGGACAGGAGAGAGCCUCGUCCUGCUGCCGUUCAAACUGAGAGACCUGGAGUGGCUGACCAGCGCCUUGUCCACCGGCCAGGUCAAAAUGACCUACAUGAGGGUUAAAGACAGAGUGGAGGCUGAUAAAGACAAGGUUCUGGUGAUGAACCCGGUGUUCUUUAAAUACGUCCACGAUCACUGGACCGAGCACCACGGUCGUUACCCCUCCACCGGGAUGCUGGCCAUCAUCUUUGCUCUGCACACCUGUGACCAGGUGUCAGUGUUUGGUUACGGUGCCGACAAACAGGGCAACUGGCAUCACUACUGGGAAGAGAACCGUGACGCCGGAGCCUUCAGGAAAACCGGCGUCCACAGCGCCGACUUUGAGAUCCAGGUCAUUCAACAGCUCGCCAAGGAAGGGAAGAUCAGUCUGCACCUGUGACACCACGACGACUGACCUGCUGACCGACAGACUGACCACAGAGAUUUACUGACGGACCCAUCAACCCACAGAGCGAUGUGCUUCCUGACCACAGACCUGCAGACCAGUGGACUGAGCAACAGACCUGACCUGCAGACCAGCUGCUCUCAGACCUGCUCUGAACUCUGAGCGGCUCUAUGUGAGAACGCGAGUGUCCAAGACUCCAAGUCAGUUGCUUCGGACAUUUUACAGAACUUUUCCUGGCAGCCCACUAAUCAAAAGUCUGGAAAAUGUUAGGUUGAGAUCAUAUGAGAGAACAGCAGGACGAUUCACAGUGAGCAAGUGGCCCUGUUACAUUUCUACCACGUGAUUGGAAAAAAAAACCUAAAGAAUCAAAAUAUCUCAGAGAGAAACUCUGAUGCUGAAAAUUGGAAAGACAACGAGAUGCAUGAGGUUUCAGCGAUAAGAACAAUGUUGCCUCCUGCUGCUCUACCCAGGCUCCACCCCUCUCUUGAAUGUUGUCAUAAAUAAGUCCGACCCAGAAAAUGUCCUACGCUCCUCAGAAAAGGUCCGGACCCAAUUUUUCCGAACCUUUUCCAGAGCUCUGUCUGAGACCCUCUCUCUAAACAGACCUACUGACUGACCUAUCAUCUGGCUGACAGACCUACGUGGGUCCUCCAGCUUUUCCAGACUGACGCCAGAUGUUUUGGAUCUGGAGAUAAACUGUGGACGGAGCUAAACCUGCUCGGAGGUGGGGACUCGGACCCCCACCCCACCCUGCUGGGUUAAAUGAGUUCCAGCCUCACUUGAACCAAUAGAACAGACAGUUUUUCGGGACCCUCCACUCUCCAUACGACUGCGAGGAAUCGCCCACACAUGUUUUGCUCUGAGUGGGGAAACAACCACAGACUUUUAUCCUUUUUUAUUGGAUUUUAUAGACGUUAUACAGGGAGAACCUCUUUUUUUAAUCAAAGCACUUUGUCAUGAAGGAGUAAUGAAAGGAGGAGGCCGUGUUGUUUCGCCCUCUGUCCGACCACGAGAAGAGAAGAGACCUUUUUUUAUAUAUCAUGUAUAAUCCAUCCAUUUAUUUUUAUUCUAUCACGACCCGUCCUGACGUGGAGGAUUUCCUGUCAGACUGGAACAUUUUGAUCCUAAAGCAACGUCACUUCCUGUUGUUACCAUAUAUGGUUCUCCGCCUGUUGUGCUGAAUAUCAAACGACCGGCUGUAGGAUUUCCGCGGCAGGAAUGUUUUUUAAGGAACAGUCCAACCUUUAGUGAUAUCAUUUUCUAACCACAGUUUUCUGCCUCCUGUAGAUAACAAAGUGGCAAAGCCAAAUAACAAGACUAACUGUAGAGAGCUGAAGACGUUUGACUUCGAGAACAUUUCAAGAACGUGUCGGUUUAGCUGAAGAGACAAAGAUGAGGAGACGACUAAAGAUUUUUAUCAAAUGAAACGUGACGAGGACAAAGUCAAACUAUCAGUUUCCAGUGAGUGUGGAUGCAGUGCAAUGUACUUUCAAAAAAAAGGAAAAUUUGAAGUCCAAACCAAAAACCAACCACAUAUGAAUGAAGAAGGACUGAGCAGUCCAGCGAGUAGCAGAGGAGUCGGGUCACAUGACUGCUGCGCCUCCUCCUCACCGGAGUUCCCAGCAUGCAGAGCGGCGGCCUCUCACCUCUACUGUGAAUGUACAAAAAAUGUUAUCAGUCGUCUAAAUGUUUGUGGCUUCUUUUGCACUACGGAGAGUUUCAGGGCGUUUUCACACCGAGUUUGAUUCUGAAUCAGCGAGUGUUCUCAGAUACAGUUUCCGUUCACUUCCAAUCUGUGAGGAGACGAUUAACACAUUUGCUUCCUGUGACAAAUCACAUUGAGAUCAACUUUCAGCCGCAAUAUAUGUAUAUAAGUCGCGUUUCUGUUUAUAAAUCAUGGACGACGUGUAACAAGAUGGCAGCACCCACAACUGGGAUGUUUUAAACUUAUCUCAAGUUUUGUUUUUAAUGAUUAUAGUGACGUCAUGAUUGAGAGCUGAGGCUGACGCCACAAUCACGACUGUGCAGGUUCAUGCUCCAAAUGACGUCGCUCAUCCAAGAUGGCCGGGCCUCUAUCCAGGAUAUUUUAGCUUUGUCCAUCUUUAUUUACAAUCUAUGAGUUGCACAUUAAAAUUUAUCAUGUAGGACAAAGACAGUUUGUAUUUGGUCUGAAGACGUAAACCUGUUAUAUGUCAAAUGAUUUCAUAGGCACAGUUAACACUGGUGUUUUACUUUGUGCAGAAUCAGAUGAUCUCAAAGAUGCUGAGAUAUUUUAACUUUACUGCUCUUGCUUUUAAGAACUGCAGCUGCUUGUCUCUGGUGUUAUGUUUGUGCCACGACCAAAAUCAAAGAAUGCUGAUUGGCUGUUUGGUGUCAUGAGGGAGAGCAAAAGUUUAUUCGAGUGAGACUGCAUGAGAGGAGUUAUCAUUGCACCUUAAUAUUGGAUAACGGUAAACAUGCAAAUCGGUUUCAUUGCGCACAGGAUAGACUUUUGUAAAAAAGAAAAUAUUAUUUAUUUGGUUGCAAACUAUAUUUUCCUGAGCUCUAAUCAAAUUGCUGGCUCAGGAAAGAGACACAAAUAUAACACCAGACUUGUCCUAGUGAUAAAACAAGUUUAAGUUUAACGGGAAACUAUCAAACUAUCUUAUCGUGCGAACAACCCUUCUAAUGGUGAUGUUUGUACGACAAAUCUGUUUCUGAAUUCAGAAUCAACUCAUUGUGGAGUUUUUCUUUUUUUUCAUCCUCACUGACAUUCGUCUUCUCUCUGAUUCAGACAAACCACCGGUGUGAAAUCGCCUCUGAGACGUUUAGUAAAGAUCAGUCUGCUUCAAACAGAGUUAGAAAUGGAGAAGUUCCGCCCCAGCUUACAUUCACACCCCCGCACAUCUGCAUCAAGGGGACGUGGCGGUUUCCAGCUGUCAGAAACUCACCCGGCACCUUGUCUGAAGCCGACUGAGGCCUUAUAAAUAAUCAUGAAUGCUGAAUCAUCCUCUGGAGGCUGCUGCUGUGGAGAGGGCAGUCUGAGUUCAAUCCUUUUCCCGUCAAGUCUCUAAAACCCGACCUGUGACACAUCAGACGCUGCGGUUCACCUGAGUUCAGCCACUCGAUGACUGAGCUGGAUUUAACAUGUAGAUGCAAAGUUUGGGGAUUUGCAGUUGUUAAAGUUGUAAACAGAUUUAUUUCCUCACACUUUAAAAAAGAAUCCGCUUUGUUGUGAGUUUAAAUCCAAAGUUGUGCUCGUUAGAAUCCCUGCGCUGUGGAAAUUACGCAGGGACGUGCAGAUCAACCAAUCAGCUGCUUGUGAUUUCCUAAUGUCGAACGUGAUCUGUAGAUUUAGAUCAGAGUGAUGCCAGUGACCAAACAACAUGUAUGUGUCAUGUAUGUGCAGUUACCAUAGCUUUAAUUCAGCUCAUCCUGUUGAAACUGUGACUGUUUGAUUAAAGAAAGAAAAGUCAGAUUCGUUUAAAAAACAACCGACUGAUCGUCACUUCAUUUAUUCAUUCGUUCAUUCUCAGAAGCCAAACAGACAGAAGCACUGGAAUUUCAACUAAAUACAGAAAACAACAUGAACCCACCACUGUCACUUUGAAUGAAAUAAAAAAUAUGAAACAUC
This is a messenger RNA of Limanda limanda (common dab), 5051 nucleotides long. RefSeq names its product ST3 beta-galactoside alpha-2,3-sialyltransferase 8 (gene st3gal8). The transcript has 9 exons. The record is from RefSeq and is a predicted model, not a curated record. Gene Ontology annotation, molecular function: beta-galactoside (CMP) alpha-2,3-sialyltransferase activity. NCBI's taxonomy places the organism in Eukaryota, Metazoa, Chordata, Actinopteri, Pleuronectiformes, Pleuronectidae. Bases 311 to 1432 code for a protein of 373 amino acids.